This is a messenger RNA of Tilletiaria anomala UBC 951, 4765 nucleotides long. RefSeq names its product ATP-dependent DNA helicase. NCBI's taxonomy places the organism in Eukaryota, Fungi, Basidiomycota, Exobasidiomycetes, Georgefischeriales, Tilletiariaceae. Gene Ontology annotation, cellular component: chromosome; cytoplasm; RecQ family helicase-topoisomerase III complex. Gene Ontology annotation, molecular function: nucleic acid binding; ATP binding; four-way junction helicase activity. The coding region runs from base 92 to 4531 and encodes 1479 amino acids. Gene Ontology annotation, biological process: double-strand break repair via homologous recombination; DNA replication. The record is from RefSeq and is a predicted model, not a curated record. The transcript is spliced from 7 exons.
GCAACACCGCGCGCAGAUGCAUUGAUCAAGUCAACUCCGUCGAGAUCGGCGCUUCUUCGCCGCUUGCAAUGCCGCCAGUGCGAGGCUAGCGAUGCUGUACGAAAGAAUACAGACGGAGCCGGUCCACCCUCUUCGCAGGCCCCGAGACCCACAAUUGCACCUAAGCAGCUCGGCCUCUUCCGACCUGGAGACACGCGGUAGUGCGCAGGUCAUCGUGCCAGACUCGGACGAAGAGGCAGAAGGAGAGGAGCUGGCAGAAGGAGAGAAGGAAAAUGUGCCGCCUGGAGCCUCCGUGGCGAGCCGUACUCCCGUGAAUCCAGUGAAGCAGAUAGGUAAAAUGACGACCCAACGCGCACAGACGCCGACUUCGCAGCCGCCAAGCAGCUUCGCAUUCACAGAGAUCCCGUUGGCGCAGCUCCCAACCCAUGAAUUGCAAGCACAACUCAAUGAACGCCUGCGAGACAAAGAUAGAGUCAUGGAGCAAAUUCUUGCAAUCAUUGGGGGGGAUGCGGCACCUGGAGCCGAUAUGGGCUUUUUGUCUCAUCAAAGAACAUAUCUUACUCAACGUAUUGGGGAUCUGACACGGGAGAUGGAGGCGAGGAAAGACGCGUCUGCCUACAGAAGAGGAAAUGCAUCAGAUGAAGUGCAAACUGGUGGGACGACUGGAUCAAGCCGUGCUCUUGUGCCCGACACGCCAAGAAGGGCUAGUCGCGUCGCUCAGGACAAGUCUGAGACACAGGGCAAAGAGAAGACUCUUGCGCUGGUCGGUAGCAGCUCUCCUCUAUCUCAACAGGAGCGCACAUCUCAUGGCUCUGGAAGAUACCUUCAACCGCGUCAGCCCCCAGACAAAGCCCCAUCUUCGCCAUCGCUUCUCAAGGCGCCGGCGGGGAGGGAUGGGCCCCCGCUUCCGGGGCCAUCGGCACGCGCGGCAUCGCGUUCGUCGGGAAGCUUGGGUCAGCCGCAAGAGAUAGGAUCGUCCCCGCCUCCAGUAAAGAAGCGCAAGAUCACACCACCAUCGCAGCCAUCCUCCAUUGUGCAUGUGGAAAUCAUCUCGAGCUCGAGCGACGGACCGCAGGAACCUGAUGCUUUAUCCGGAAACGACGAGGCUCGCUCCUUUUCCAGAGCAUACGCACAGAAUGCAACUGCCAGCUCUGAAAGGCAUGCUAUGAAGGGGACCACUAUCUUGCAAGGUGGUCAGCCUCGCCCAAGCGGCUUCCGCCCUGCGCCUAUGCUGCCACCCCAAGGAAGGUCUGCGCAACAAAGUAGUGUGCAUACAGCCAGCCCCUCGACUCGUCUACAGCAACAAAUGCGGCCACCGCAGGUGGCUGCAGUGGUUCGCCAAAGGCCUACGCAGGGGCAAGUGCACUCUGAUACAUAUCCAGUGGAUGAUUUCGACGAGGCAGAGCUUGCCGCCAUGGAGGAGGUGGAGAGAAGCGUCAGUCAUGAUGGACGUACACAUGUGCGCCAGCAGCCCCAGCCUGCUCAAAUCUCAGCGGCCGUAGUAGCAGCAACCCCUGUCCCACAGGCUGGGCCCUCUCGUCCAUGUGUAAGCGUUGCAGGAGGGCCAUCAAAUCCUGUUGUUAUUCGAACAUCCCAACAACCUCCAUCGCGCAGCAACGCAGCCAACGAGUUGCACGAAUCACGUCACGAUACUCUGCGAAGCAAGCUGGUGUACAAGUUUUCAGCUGAUGUAUGCUACGUUCUCACACAAACGUUCAAGCUUCAAGAGUUUCGACACCACCAGCUUGACGCCAUCAAUAGCACGCUCAAAGGCAAAGAUGUUUUUUGCCUCAUGCCGACUGGCGGGGGGAAGAGUCUGUGCUACCAAUUACCCGCGCUGGUCAAUUCCGGUAAGACUCGUGGUCUCACUAUCGUCAUCUCGCCGCUUUUGUCUCUCAUUCACGACCAAGUUCGGCAUUUAAAUGCGCUUUCGAUUCCUGCGCUUGCUCUGACCGGAGAUCUCUCCCGCACCAAUCGAGAUUUGGUUUUUCAAGAGCUUCACAGACCCGACUUGAUCUGCAAGCUUCUCUACGUCACGCCGGAACUGAUGUCCAAAAGCGGACAGGCCAAGAGCGUAUUUACCAGGCUCUACGAGCAGAACAAGCUCGCCCGCUUCGUCGUUGAUGAAGCACACUGUGUCAGUCAGUGGGGUCACGAUUUCAGGCCCGACUACAAAGAGCUGCGCUCCCUCCGAACGACCUACCCGACGGUGCCGAUAAUGGCGAUGACCGCAACGGCGACCAAGCGCGUGAGACUGGACGUUAUCAAUGUUUUGCGCAUCCAAGAGUCUGUUCAGCUCGAGCAAUCGUUUAACAGGCCAAACUUGCACUAUGAAGUCCGCAAGAAGGGAGCCGGGUCUCUCUUAGACGUCGCGAGCUUCAUCAAGACCAAGCACUCGAACGAGUGCGGCAUUGUCUAUUGCUUAGGACGGAAACAGUGCGAAGACGUUGCAGAUAAGCUUACGAGGCAGCAUGACAUUCCUGCGAAGCACUAUCAUGCGGGUCUCGGCAAGGGUGACCGUGUUGCCUUUCAAACACAAUGGCAAGCAGGGGACUUUAAGGUCAUGGUGGCAACCAUCGCGUUCGGCAUGGGCAUCGAUAAGGGAGAUGUGCGCUUCGUCGUUCAUCACACCGUCCCGCAAUCCUUAGAAGGUUACUACCAAGAGACCGGCCGGGCUGGGAGAGACGGGAAAGUCUCAGACUGCAUUCUCUACUUUGCCCCCCGCGACAUCAGUAUGGUCCGCAAACUCAUUAGUGACGGUGACGCCAGCGCUCAUCAGAAGCAGCAACAGAUGGAAAAUCUCGAGCGGGUGGUGCAGUACUGCUACAACACGUAUGAUUGCCGUCGUCAGCAGGUGUUGCGCUACUUUGACGAGAACUUUCCCCCGGAAGACUGUCAUCAGACUUGUGACAACUGCAGAAGAGACUCGGGAGAGCUGGAGGAGAAGGACUACACGGAGACAGCGGCACAGAUCCUCAAGAUGAUUCCCGCUCUCACUGGCCAUGUUACCUUGCAGCAUUGCGUGGAUGUGUUUCGCGGCUCGGCCAAGCGCGAGAUCAAAGAUCGCGGGCACGACCGAAGCCCAUAUGCCGGCAAAGGCAAGCCUCUGGACCGCACCGAGCUCGAGCGCCUCUUCUACAUCCUGCACAGUGAGAAGGGCAUUCAGGAGUACACGAAGACGAACAGCGCAGGCUACGUGAACGCGUACAUAGAGCCUGGAACAAAUGCUGACGCGAUUAUCAGUGGGCGUCACAAGGUCGUGAUGGACGUACCGAAAGCCAAGUUGAACCAGCCUACGGCGAAAGGGAGAAGAGAUCCGAACGCAAACAGGCCGCGCAUCAUGAUGCAGCCUGCUUCGAUGGACGAAUUCAUGAGCAUCGACGACCAACAGGCGGCACGUCCGACCAGAAAAUCGACCAAUCCGGGGCCCACUUACGCGGUUCCUGAUGGCGACGGCGAAGAUGAUGACGACUAUCAGCCAAGUCAGAGCGCCUCAAGUGACCCUGUGCCGCGCAACCAAAGGGCUUUGGAGAGUCUCCGCCAUACGAGAGCUAGUCGAGCAAAGUACGGACGCAAGAAUGCACCAGCCGAGCAGAAUGUCGUUGACGCUAGCGAGGCUGAAGAGGCGGAUGACAAUGGCAGCCAGGGGAAGGCGUCAACGUCAACAUCAAAGAAAAAGCGCCCGAUAAAGGCAACUCCCAAACGCCGUGCGAAUGGUCUACAGAUCGAUGAUGAAGAAGCAGACAGAAUCUCGUCAGAUGAAGAACCUAGGACACAGAGGCCGAUGGUUAUCGACGUGGCCGACCUUCCGUCCGAUGAUGACGAAGAUGAUGCGCCUCAGACAGGAGCGGCACAGCACGAAAUUCAUCAACAGUGCUACAAGAUGCUGUUGAAUGUUAGAGAGAAGUCUGCAACCGAGGCAAAGUGCUCGCCUGCAGAUAUUCUCUCGGAUGAUCAUCUGCAAAUGCUUUCGAUAAAUUUGCCAGAAUCCAAGGAGCAAAUGGAUGAGGUGACGGAUCGUCGGGAUGCUCCGCUAUGGCAAAAGUAUCGAAUACGUUUCCUUGGAAUAUGUCGCCAAUUUUCGGAUGAGCUGGGAGAUGCGUAUUACCAGCAAACCCAAGCUGUUGCCGCCAUGGCACCACCGCCGCCAAAAGCAAAACAAGACAGUCGCCUGCCACCAGCGCCAGCUCCAGCCCCACCCAGGCAGCUGCCCUCCGAACCGUCCUCUAAUCGGUCGGUACCAGACAUCCAUCAAUUCGCAUUCGUCCCUCCGGACAGAAGCAGUGGGAGUGUCCACCGAACGAACCGAAAGGCAUCUUCCUCAUCGCCCACCAAAGGCCAGCCGAAUGCGACACUGCUCGGCCCACCUGCUCCAGCUGUGCCGCCAAAGCGGGCCAAUACGAACAUUACACCGGCGGCACAUAAGUUGAAACCACAUGCACCUGCCUUCAAGAGCCGUCCAGUCGCUUCUGGCGGUGGUAUUCGUGCGAUGCCUGUGUCGAAAACGCCUUCGCGCCUGUCGAGGUUCUGAGGUAACUCAAAGCUUUGUAAGAAGCAAUUGUCGCUGUUAUGGGGAGACGGACGCUGCAACUGGCUCUCUUGUAUCACAUACACAUGCAAAGCACAUGAAGCGAAUGCGGACAGUUAUAAAUUACUAUUGAGAUUUGCUCUCUGCUCGUUUCCGAAGCAGUGCUUCGCUGCGUUCGACCUGCGAUACGCUCGACCGUAUGGAUAGGAACGCAUAGAGUGCUGUCAAGCCGAUGAC